Molecule: messenger RNA, 1384 nt
Organism: Gossypium raimondii (Peruvian cotton)
Lineage: Eukaryota; Viridiplantae; Streptophyta; Magnoliopsida; Malvales; Malvaceae
Product: ribose-phosphate pyrophosphokinase 4
Exons: 7
Coding region: 197-1186 (329 amino acids)
Biological process (GO): purine nucleotide biosynthetic process; 5-phosphoribose 1-diphosphate biosynthetic process
Cellular component (GO): ribose phosphate diphosphokinase complex; cytoplasm
Molecular function (GO): ribose phosphate diphosphokinase activity; magnesium ion binding
Source: RefSeq, a predicted model, not a curated record
ACAGACCCCCAAGAAAAUAGAGAAGAGUGAAGAGUUUGUACUAUAUAUAAACUGCGAGGGAAAGCGGAGGAGAGGUCGCAAAGCCUACCCUCGUACUUCUCACUUCUUUCUUUAUAUAUCUUUGUCUCUCUCUACCUCUGUCUGAAUUCUAAAGUCUCUCGUUUUUCCUACCCUGUAAAAAAGCUUAAACAAAAAAAUGGAGAACAAUAACAACCAGGUCACGGGAGAGUUGAAGUCUGGGAAUAAGAAGCAGGUUCGAUUGUUUUACUGUAUGGAGUGUGAAGAGCUUGCCCGUAAAGUUGCUGCUCACUCCCAACUCAUUACCCUUCAAUCUAUCAACUGGAGGAGCUUUGAUGAUGGAUUUCCAAAUCUUUUCAUAAACAAUGCACAUGAUAUCCGAGGUCAGCAUGUUGCUUUUCUCGCAUCCUUCAGCUCCCCAGCUGUUAUCUUUGAACAGCUUUCCGUCAUAUAUAAUCUUCCGCGAUUGUUUGUUGCUUCCUUCACUUUGGUGUUGCCAUUCUUUCCAACUGGCUCCUUUGAGAGAAUGGAAGAAGAAGGAGAUGUUGCAACUGCAUUUACCAUGGCAAGGAUUUUGUCAAAUAUUCCCAUAUCUAGGGGUGGUCCUACAAGCGUAGUUAUUUAUGACAUCCAUGCUUUGCAGGAAAGAUUUUAUUUCGGAGACCAUGUGUUGCCAUUAUUUGAGACUGGGAUUCCUCUUCUAAAGCAGCGUCUUCAUCAGCUCUCUGAUGCUGAUAAGAUAGUUGUUGCAUUUCCAGAUGAUGGAGCUUGGAAACGAUUUCACAAGUUGUUGGACCAUUUUCCAACGGUUAUCUGCACAAAGGUUCGUGAGGGUGACAAGAGGAUAGUUCAAAUCAAGGAGGGAAAUCCCACCGGUUGUCAUGUGGUUAUAGUUGAUGACUUGGUGCAAUCUGGAGGCACUCUCAUUGAAUGCCAGAAAGUUCUGUUCGCUCGUGGUGCGGCAAAGGUGAGCGCAUAUGUCACUCAUGGUGUUUUCCCGAAGUGUUCCUGGGAGCGGUUUACGCAGAAGAACAACAGGUCGGAGAAGGGAUUUGCCUACUUUUGGAUCACAGAUUCAUGCCCCCAGACUGUGAAAGCCGUUGAAAACACAGCUCCUUUUGAAGUUCUGAGUCUUGCGGGAUCAAUUGCUGAUGCUCUCCAAAUUUAAGUCCAAUUUCCAAGAGGCUUCAUAUGAACUCUUUUUUAAGCCGAAAGUUUAGAAAGUAUGUGCUAAUUUCAUCUUAGUAUGAAAUGACGAAAUAAAUGUAUUAUGUUUUGAGGAUAAAAGUAUCAUUUAGUAUGAAAAGUUGCAUACUGAUUUAAAUAAAUUUUUUUAUGAAUAAAAUCUAAUAUUCAUAUUAGUAAA